AUGCCAGAGUUCCAGCUUCUGGCUGGACACUUUGGGACCCUUAAGAAAACUAUCCAAGGGAUGCCAUCAGAUGCGACGCUUCAUAGCAUCAUGCUGAAGAUCUCCCAGCAAUUCCCGUCCGGCAUUUUCUACAUUAAUAUGUGGCCCUUCAGCGGGACUUGGAUGAUUGUUUCGACUCCCUCGGCUGCAAGCCAAAUCCAGAAGUUGAAUCUGAGCAAGCCGGCCAUCCUGCGUCGACCCCUGGAGAUGGUGACAGGAGGACCCAGCAUGAUGAGCAUGCAUGGCGAGACUUGGAAGAAGUGGCGGGCGCUGUUCAAUCCAGGAUUUAAUCCAGCCUACAUUAUUGGCCUGGCGCCAAAUAUCAGCGAUGAAGUGGCCAUCUUCUGCGCUCAAUUGCGCAAAAUAGCCCAACAAGGCGAGGUGUUUCCUCUCGAAUCGCUCACCACCCGAUUAACGGUGGAUUCCAUUUGCUCGGUAGUGCUAGACACUCAAUUACACCACCAAAUCAAGGAUCACCCACUCGCCACGGCCCUGCAGCGACAGAUCGAUUGGACCUCCUUUGGUACUACGUUUAACCCAUUCAAGCGUUAUUUGACCAUUAGGCCGUUGGUGCUAUGGUAUAAUAACAAGUUUAUGGACCGAAUUAUAGACGGCGAAGUGGAUCGUGCCUACUGCACUCCACCAGGUCAUCCCUCCAAAUCUGUGAUUUCACUAGCUCUACGAGAAUAUCUCCAGGAGCAAGCCAGCAACAACAGCACUCGGUCCCUUGCGGAAUUCAAGCGACUGGUGGCUCCUCAGCUGCGCGUUUUUCUUUUCGCCGGCCGCAACACCACAAGUAGCACUCUGAUAUACACCUACUACCUACUCGCUCAGCACCCCGAGGCCCUGGCGAAGAUACGUGCUGAACAUGGAGACGUGCUGGGUGCGGAUCCAGCAGAAGCUCAGGGCCGUAUCAAGGAAGAUGUUCAAUUACUAAACAAGCUUCCCUACACAACGGCCGUGAUCAAAGAAACGUUGCGGCUCUUCCCUCCAUCGGCAUCAAUGCGGGAGGGCCGACCUGACGCUGAAAUCAUUGGAGAAGACGGUCAACGAUAUCCCACAGUGGGGUGCAACGUCUGGACGCUCACGGUGGCUCUUCACCAUAAUAGUGACUACUGGGACCAAGUGGAAAACUUCAUUCCGGAGCGAUGGUUGGUGGGCCCCGAAGAUCCCCUAUAUCCGGUUAAAGGUGCCUGGAGAGCGUUUGAAUUUGGGCCGCGGAGCUGUAUUGGCCAGACAUUGGCGAUGUUGGAGCUUCGGAUUGCCCUGGCCAUGACUAUCCGUCAGUUCGAUAUUACGCCAGCAUACGAUGAGUGGGACAGCAUUCACCCGGCCACUACUGCCAGAGAAGUUAAUGGGCAUCGUGCCUACCAGGCGGAGAGAGGCGCUGGGGGCGCUCACCCUGCCGACGGGUUUCCAUGUCGUGUCAAGGAACGAUGUUGA
Molecule: messenger RNA, 1482 nt
Organism: Aspergillus oryzae RIB40
Lineage: Eukaryota; Fungi; Ascomycota; Eurotiomycetes; Eurotiales; Aspergillaceae
Product: cytochrome P450
Exons: 2
Coding region: 1-1482 (493 amino acids)
Molecular function (GO): heme binding; monooxygenase activity; iron ion binding
Source: RefSeq, a predicted model, not a curated record